CUCGGCGAGUCCGGACCAAGGAGAACCCAAUCAUCCCUAACCUCUCCUCCUCUCUCACUCAGAUCUCAUCUUCGUUGUGCUUUCGACUAAGAUCUCCCUUCGUCGACGGCAGCAGGAACUUUGGACAUAGCAAUGAAUUUUCUUAUCCGUACUGCUCAACCUGUAGUUCCUGAGGUAUCCACUGUUGUGGAGCCUGAACAUCAAAAGGCUGUGAGACCUAUUCCAAAACCAGCUGCUACUUUGGAGGGCCUUAUUGCAGAAGAGACAUUUUCAAAUCAUUCUAUAGGAAAUGAUGCUCUAACAGACAGUGAACAAGUUGGAUUUGUAGGUAGCUCAGCACCAGGUUCAACUUCCAAAAAUCAGUUUCCUGUUGGAAACCAUACUGAUGUUUCAGACGAUGAUGGAUGGAUAACAAUUCCAUAUAAGGAGCUUCCAGAUAACUGGGCUGAUGCCGCAGAUAUACAACAACUGAGAUCCUUGGACCGUUCGUUUAUUUUUCCUGGUGAACAUAUUCAGAUACUGGUUUGCCUGUCAGCAUCAAAACAUGUGUCAGAAGUCAUAACUCCAUUUAGAGUUGCUGCUGUUAUGUCAAAAAAUGGUAAAUCGAGCCCAAAUAAGGAGCAACAUAUUGAAACUUUGGGGAAAAUGCCUAGUCCGCUUGGUCUGAAUGGACUUGUUAGUAGCACACCUGAAAAAGCUUCUGGCCAAAAGGUGGAAAACAAUAUCGAAACUGUUUCUGCUGGAAGUGUAUUGAGUCCUCAAAAUGAUAUUUCUGCAACUGAGAGUCUACUUCAUAUGGAGCAACAUAAACAACAAAUUGAGAGUAUACUCCAAAGUUUUAGAAAUUCAAAUUUUUUUGUCAGAAUUGCUGAGGCAGAUGAACAACUUUGGUCCAAAAGAAAUGUUAACUCUUCAAUGAACUCUGAGGUAGUAGGGGGAAAAAGCCACCCUAAUGAUGGAUCAAAAAAGGUUCCAAGGUGCAAUGUUGUUAGUGCAAUAGUUGAUAAGGGUAGUUUUGAUGGCAUUACAUCUGGUGGAGUGGCUAGAAAUACUGUCAGAUGCUACUCUUUGUCAAAUGGCGACGUAGUGGUUCUUUUAGAAGUGAAUGUUGGAGUGAGUAAUUUAAAAGAUGCUGUUCUUGAGGUUAUCCAAUUUGAAAAAUACCGAUCUAGUAAUUCUGCUUUUGAGAACCACAACAAUUUGUUGGUUCCAAAUAAGGAUGAUCCAUAUUGGGAACUGCUUGAUUGGUUGCUUCCCUUGGAUCGAACAUUACCUCCUCGGUCACUUUCACCUCCUUUAAGCUCAAGUAUAUCACAAAAACCAACAUAUCCUGCCUCUGGGUCACAAUUUUUUUCUUUCAGUCACUUCAGAAGCUACUCCAUGUCUUCACUUCCUCAAGUUACUGGACCACCAUCAUCUGCGACUUCAUUUUCCAACUCAAAACCUGCUUUUGAUCCUGAAGACUUUGAUCGCUUUUCAUCAGAGAAGCUUACAAAAAAUCAGGAUACAGGAAAUGAAAGGCUUUUAUCAUUUCGAGGUGUCUCACUGGAGCCAGAACGCUUUUCUACACAUUGUGGCUUGGAUGGCAUAUAUUUACCGGGCAGGAGGUGGCGCCGAAAGCUUGAAAUUAUUCAACCACUUCAAAUCCGUUCUUUUGCUGCUGAAUGCAAUACGGAGGAUGUACUUUGUGUUCAAAUAAAGAAUGUGUCUCCAGCUCAUAUACCUGAUAUAGUUAUCUAUUUGGAUGCGAUAACUAUUGUCGCUGAGGAGGAAGCAUCAAAAGAAGGUCGACCUCUGUACCUACCAAUUGCUAGUAUUGACGCAGGAAAUGAUCACAACUUACCAAGCCUUGCCCUCAGGAGGGGUGAGGAGCACUCCUUUAUUCUCAAGUUGGCAAGUGCUAUAAAUGGAGAUUCUAAGGGAAAUGGUGAGAUUAUGUAUUCAAGAACAAAUGCAGCUCCCUCAAAUACACAUAUGAUGUCAAAUAGUAGUGAUGGGAUGAUGGUUUCUUGCACUGCAAAGCAGUUCGCCAUUUUGGUAUCUUGUCAUUGCAAUUAUACUGAAUCAAAAUUGUUCUUCAAGCAGCUAACAGAUUGGCGGCCACAUAUUGCAAGGGAUCUUAUGAUUUCCAUAGCAUCAGAAACUCAUAAACAAAGUGAUAUCCCAAAUUCCAGGGCACCUCAACUUCCUGUUAAGGUGUUGACCCUUAAAGCUACAAAUUUAACAACUGAAGAUCUUACAUUUACUGUUCUUGCUCCAGAAAUACCAACUUCUCCUUCAGUUUUGUCAUUGAGUUCUACUCCGAGAACUCCAAUGAACUCACAUGCCACUUUUCAUGAUUAUGUGGGAAGUUCAGUGCCUAUUGCAACCAAAUCCCAGAAAGAAAGCUGUGAUGAUGGAAAAACAUCAAGUUCUGUAGAACGGACUGCUAUGAUGUCUGAUGUCAUAUUAAGUAAUAGCGCAGGCUUUACACAUUUAUGGUUGCAGAGUGCUGUUCCCCUUGGAUGCAUUCCUGCACGUUCAAGUGCCACUGUGAAGCUUGAGCUUCUCCCUUUGACUGAUGGGAUAAUUACGCUUGAUACUCUGCAGAUAGCUGUUAAGGAGAAAGGUCUGACAUUCGUGCCAGAGCAUUCUUUGAAGAUCCAUGCAACUUCCAGCAUUGCAACUGGAAUUUUAUAAAGCAUGCCAACCAUUUAUAGUAUCAGGAUAUGGUGAUACUAAACAUCAUGGUGGAUCAAUCUGUUUCCUGCUAGGAUUCUCAUGAUACAAGAUGAUGGAAAGUAUAUAGAGAAGCAGCUUGCUGAGCAGUCAACAGCAUUACUGUGAUCUUAGACUGCUGGAAUCGGAAGACAAAAUCAUGUGUGCCACUUUGAUUUCUUGUUGUAUUCACACUAGAGUAGUUUCUGAAUUUUUUUUUUUUGCUUCUAUAUCCAACGAGAAACCCAGGAAAUUCUUCUAGUCAAAAUAUCAGUAAAUUUGCCCUUCAUUUAUAGUUAGUUAUCUUUGUGAAUGAUGAAAGGGGAUCUUGUACACGUGUGGGUCCAACUUAUUAGGUCUAUGAGAAAUCGAGACACUUGGAAUUUGUGUUUU
This is a messenger RNA of Musa acuminata subsp. malaccensis (wild Malaysian banana), 3090 nucleotides long. RefSeq lists its product as uncharacterized. NCBI's taxonomy places the organism in Eukaryota, Viridiplantae, Streptophyta, Magnoliopsida, Zingiberales, Musaceae. The record is from RefSeq and is a predicted model, not a curated record.